Molecule: messenger RNA, 1950 nt
Organism: Cuculus canorus (common cuckoo)
Lineage: Eukaryota; Metazoa; Chordata; Aves; Cuculiformes; Cuculidae
Gene: PTPN1
Product: protein tyrosine phosphatase non-receptor type 1
Exons: 11
Coding region: 558-1646 (362 amino acids)
Biological process (GO): protein dephosphorylation
Molecular function (GO): protein tyrosine phosphatase activity
Source: RefSeq, a predicted model, not a curated record
CGGGAGCAGCCGGAGCGGCGGGGGGGGCAGGCUUGGCGCGGCUGCCCCACCAUGGAGAUCGAGAAGGAGUUCCACCGGCUCGACCAGGCGGCCAGCUGGGCUGCCAUCUACCAGAACAGUUUACUAUUCUGGAAGUAGUUGCGAAAACAUUUAGCUCUAAGCGUGACUUCUUCCGUUAAACCUUGGUGUAGAGCAGAGGUGCCAGCCGUGGAGCCGUGUGGAGGCUGGACAGCCUGUUCCGUCCCCAUCGUAUUUGUCACAGGGUCUGCUCCGCCCUUGCGUGCCCUGACAAUCGCAUCGUCAGGCUCUUCUGAAUGCUCCAGAUAGAGAGGAGAUUGCCCUUACCUUAUCAAAUAAGAAUAUAUGCCUUUAUAAAAUGAAACAUUACAGAAAAAAUAGUGGACAUCAGGCAUGAAGCCAGCGAUUUUCCGUGUAAAGUGGCCAAACAUCCCAGAAACAAAAAUAGAAAUAGGUACAGAGAUGUCAGCCCCUUUGAUCACAGUCGAAUUAAGCUAAACCAAGGUGACAAUGACUAUAUCAAUGCUAGUUUGAUAAAAAUGGAAGAGGCCCAAAGGAGCUACAUCCUUACCCAGGGACCUUUGCCAAAUACUUGUGGUCACUUUUGGGAGAUGGUUUGGGAACAGAAAAGCCGUGGUGUUGUCAUGUUGAACAGAGUGAUGGAAAAGGGAUCCGUAAAGUGUGCACAGUACUGGCCAAGGAAAGAGGAGAAGGAAAUGGUUUUUGAAGAUACAAAUUUGAAACUAACAUUGGUGUCUGAAGAUAUAAAAUCGUAUUACACAGUACGACAGCUAGAAUUGGAAAACCUUACAACACAGGAAACGAGAGAGAUUCUGCACUUUCAUUAUACUACGUGGCCUGACUUUGGCGUCCCGGAGUCACCUGCUUCAUUCCUUAAUUUCCUGUUCAAAGUGAGGGAAUCUGGCUCGCUUAACCCCGAGCAUGGACCUGUUGUGGUACACUGCAGUGCAGGAAUUGGCAGAUCAGGAACUUUUUGUUUGGUCGAUACCUGUCUUCUACUGAUGGACAAACGGAAAGAUCCUUCUUCUGUCGAUGUUAAACACGUUCUCCUGGAAAUGAGGAAGUACAGAAUGGGACUCAUACAGACAGCAGAUCAGCUCCGUUUCUCCUACUUAGCUGUUAUUGAAGGGGCAAAAUUCAUUAUGGGAGAUGCUUCAGUGCAAGAACAGUGGAAGGAGCUCUCCAAUGAAGACGUGGACCCUCCACCUGAACAUACCCCACCACCUCCCAGACCACCAAAGCGAACCUCAGAAAUGCACAAUGGAAAAAUGCAUGAACACACAGAAUUCUUUCCUAAACAUCAAGUAGUAGAGGAGGAGAUUCGAUGUUCGGUCGGCACUGUGGAAGAGAUGGUUCCAGAUGGCAGAGCUCGUUCGUCUGUACCACUGACCACAGACAGCACUAGUCUAGACACUGAAAUUCGGAGGAGAACUGUUGGUGAAAAUCCACGUCUCUCGCCCCAUAAAGAAGAGUCAAUGAAGUCAGAAAGCUCGGAAGAGGAGGAGGAGAACGUGAUGACAACUUGGAAGCCAUUUCUAGUGAAUAUUUGCAUGUUCACAUUCCUCACGGCAGGAGCUUAUCUCUGUUACAGGGUGUGUUUUCAUUGAUGGACGUGCCAGCAAGAUCGGUCCCACAGAAAACACCAACGACGUGUGAUUGGUUUGUUAUGAGCUUCUCUGAACGAAAGCUGAUUGAGGCGUGUGAGCCUUGUCUCAGUGGAGGGAGAUCUUAGGUUGAAAGGCCAGAACUUUGGUUAGGGCUUAAAGAGAUAAUUGAUGCACUAGGGUUUUAUCUAGCCCUGUGAUCCCAAGAACAUAAUAUUCUAUUCUCAGGGCCUUAAAAUAUUCAGGAGUAAGCAGAGAAAAUGCCAAAUAGUCUGUUUUCCUUUUUUGUUUUCCUUUUUUUUUUUUU